AAGUGAGUGUGAAAAAAACAAAAACUGACAGAAACUUCAUGCAGGAGCAAACUCAACUCGUAACAAAUCAAAAACCUCCAACUGUUAAAAACUAGUAGAGAGAGAGAGAGAGAGGUGAAGUGUCAUUUCAAGCAUAGAGGAUCUUGAAGUGGGACAUGAUAGUCGGCUUCAAUUUCUAAAUUGUUUUAUUUAUUCUUUAUUUUUCUGUGGGGACAUAGUUGGGCUUGAAACUUUUUUUUUUUUUUUAUACAUAAUAAUAAUACAAUGAUUUAGUGGCUGUUUAGUCUGAUUCAUUAUCUUUAAGUGGGUUCUUUUCAUCUUAUUAGCUUCAAGAUUAGAGCUGGCCUUUUUCUCUUCUCUUUUGAGCUUUAGCUCGGGAAUUGGGAUUGAAUAAUAUUCUUAUCUUCCUCAGAAUCUUGUUUGUUCAGCGUCCCCAACUGGGUGUGGUGAAGGUGAAAGAAGAAUUUUCUAAUCACUGUGCUCAAAUGACUUGUUUAGAGUUGAGAAAGUUAUCUAAGAUGAGACUUGUGAAAGCCAUCCAGAUCAGCUAGAUCAAAUACCUUUCACUGUUCAUGGAUGACAUUGAAAGAUUGAGUGAAAAGGCCUUUCCAAAUGGAGACAUCUAUAGUGGUGAUUUUAAGGCAUUACUCCCUAAUGGCAAAGGUAAAUAUACAUGGUCAGAUGGGACAAUUUAUGAAGGUGAUUGGAAAGAAGGAAAAAUGACAGGGAAAGGACAGAUCAUUUGGUCAAAAGGGGCAAAAUAUGAAGGUGAUUUCUCUGGGGGUUAUCUACAUGGUUUUGGCACCUUUACUAUUCCUGAAGGAUCUUUUUACAGUGGGGACUGGAGGAUGAACGUUCAGCAUGGGUUCGGAAGAAAGCAGUAUUCUAAUUUUGAUACAUAUGAAGGUUCAUGGAAUGAAGGAGUACAUGAAGGUUCUGGGAGAUAUCGUUGGUGUGAUGGAAAUACAUAUAGAGGACAUUGGAAAGCUGGGAUAAUGAGUGGUAGAGGGGUUAUGAAAUGGGUCAAUGGUGAUCUUUUUGACGGCCUUUGGUUAAAUGGGUUUAGACAUGGGUCUGGAACUUAUAGGUUUGCUGAUGGGGGAUAUUACAUUGGAACUUGGAGCAGGGACCUAAAAGAUGGAAAAGGAACGUUCUAUCCCGCUGGAAGUAAACAUCCAACCUUAAAUACGUGGUCUAGGUCUCUCGGAUAUGAUGAUGGAAAAAACUUUUUGUCUCAUAAUUUCUCAUUGAACUCGGAGGAAGGCAGGGCUCCAACACAAAGUGUUAAGUGCAGUCUUUCUGAGAAGAUUUCUAUUGGUGGAAUUUUAAAAAAUACAGGUCGAAAAUCACAUAACUCUUCAUUGUUAGAUAAAAACCAGAAUCUUUGUGAUCCUGCCAGGGACUUUACAUGUCAUGAAUCUUCAGGCAUGUCAUCCCAUACCUCUGAUGAAGGUCAACAUGAGGUGCACGAUAAUAAUACUUUAGUUUAUGAAAGGGAAUACUUGCAAGGAAUCUUAAUCAAAGAGAGAGUUAGGAAAUAUGCGGAGUUAACAUGCAAAACUAAGCAGCGUAAAACAUUUAAUGUGAAAAAGGCAAUAAGGAGCUCAUGUCUGGAUAUUUUCAAAGGCAAUCAGAGCUAUUAUUUAAUGCUUAACUUGCAACUUGGCAUAAGGUACACUGUUGGCAAGAUUACACCAGUGCCUAUGCGUGAAGUGCGAUAUUCUGAUUUUGGUGAUCGAGCUAGAAUAAGGAUGUAUUUCCCCAGAAAGGGUUCCCAGUUUACACCUCCUCACUAUUCUAUUGAUUUCCAUUGGAAAGACUAUUGCCCUAUGGUCUUCAGGAAUUUGAGGGAGAUGUUCAAGUUAGAUGCAGCUGAAUACAUGAUGUCCAUGUGUGGUGAUGAUGGUCUAAGGGAGCUUGCUUCUCCUGGGAAAAGUGGCAGUAUCUUCUAUCUUUCUCAUGAUGACAGAUUUGUGAUUAAGACAUUAAAAAGAUCAGAACUGAAGGUUCUGCUCAAGAUGCUGCCUAAAUAUUAUGAACAUGUAAAAAAACAUGAGAACACUCUCAUAACAAAAUUUUUUGGGCUCCACCGGAUAACAUUAAGAGGGGGAAGAAAGGUACGCUUUGUGGUUAUGGGUAAUAUGUUUUGCACAGAACUAAGAGUUCACCGUCGUUAUGAUCUGAAAGGAUCAUCUAUAGGAAGAGUUACAAAUGAAGACAAAAUUGACCAGACUACCACCUUGAAAGACCUGGAUCUAUUGUAUGAAUUUCAUAUGGACAAAUUAUUGCGAGAAUACCUUCUGAGACAAAUUCAUCUGGACUGCGAGUUCUUAGAAUCUCAACAGAUAAUUGAUUAUAGCCUUCUGUUGGGGGUACACCUUAGAGCUCCUGAGCAGAAGACUCUCUUAGAAACUGGUGACGAUGCAAUUUCACAAGGAGAACUCAUGAUUCCUCCCACACGCCUGGUACUAGUAAACCAUGAACCCAACAUUCUCAGCAAAACACCAGGUCCGCACAGCAGAGGAAAUGUGUUGAGAGCAUACUCUUUAGGUGACAAGGAAGUUGAUCUUUUACUGCCUGGUACUGGAAGGUUUCGCGUGCAGUUAGGAGUUAACAUGCCAGCUCAGGCCCACCCCAAGCCCGAUUCCAAAGUUGAACCUUUUGAGGUUUAUGAUGUUGUCCUGUUCAUGGGCAUAAUUGAUAUAUUGCAGGAAUACAACGUGAAAAAGAAACUUGAGCAUGCAUGCAAAUCAUUGCGAUAUGACCCCCUUAAAAUAUCAGUUGUUGAACCCAAGCUGUAUGCUAAACGUUUUAACGAUUUCUUGAAGACAGUUUUCCCAGACUUGCCAUGAAGGAGACCUUCAUGUUAUUUUCCUUUUUGUUAUUGUUAAUUUUUCUUGCUUAUCAUCAUUGUUUUAUAGGAAAAGCUUUGUUUCUUUUCAUGCUAACAUGUAAUUCUUUUUACAGUCAUUCGUUGUAAAGUAAAUAAUCUCAAAUAAUAAAUGCUUUCAUUUUACUGUUGGUAAUGUACAGCACAGAGAAAAGCUGAUCUCGAUUCUUCUUUUAUCAAAGAUAUAUUGAAUUAAAUUUGAUGUACUGGAUUAAUAAGGACAGAGCUCUUUGUUGAACUUUUUGUUGAAUCAAUGCAAGGUGGUUUCUACUAA
This is a messenger RNA of Quercus robur (English oak), 3164 nucleotides long. Its product is annotated as phosphatidylinositol 4-phosphate 5-kinase 8-like. NCBI's taxonomy places the organism in Eukaryota, Viridiplantae, Streptophyta, Magnoliopsida, Fagales, Fagaceae. Gene Ontology annotation, biological process: phosphatidylinositol metabolic process. The record is from RefSeq and is a predicted model, not a curated record. Gene Ontology annotation, molecular function: 1-phosphatidylinositol-4-phosphate 5-kinase activity; ATP binding. The coding region runs from base 573 to 2852 and encodes 759 amino acids. The transcript is spliced from 10 exons.